Molecule: messenger RNA, 1891 nt
Organism: Mugil cephalus (flathead mullet)
Lineage: Eukaryota; Metazoa; Chordata; Actinopteri; Mugiliformes; Mugilidae
Gene: rchy1
Product: ring finger and CHY zinc finger domain containing 1
Exons: 9
Coding region: 154-924 (256 amino acids)
Biological process (GO): ubiquitin-dependent protein catabolic process; protein ubiquitination
Cellular component (GO): nucleus
Molecular function (GO): ubiquitin protein ligase activity; zinc ion binding
Source: RefSeq, a predicted model, not a curated record
CUAAGAUCUGAAAUUCGUCGCAAGUGAAGAAGAGUAAACCAUUUCUGUAAGAAGUAGGAAACAUGGCUUCCCCUGCGGGUUGUCGGCAUUAUGUCCGCAGCUGCCUGUUGAAAGCACCUUGUUGUGGUAAACUAUACGUGUGUCGGCUGUGCCAUGAUGCGGAGGAGAAUCACCAGAUGGAUCGAUUCAAAGUCAGAGAGGUGCAGUGCUCCGAGUGUCAAACAGUGCAGCAGGCGCAGCAGACUUGUGAGCAGUGUAACGCUCAGUUUGGGGAGUAUUACUGUGGCAUUUGCCACUUGUUCGACAAGGAUAAGAAGCAGUACCACUGUCAGCCCUGUGGAAUAUGCAGUUUUCAAAUGUUUUGAUCUUGCCAGAAUUGGGCCCAGGGAGAACUACUUUCAUUGUGAAAAGUGCAAUUUGUGUUUAGCCCGGGAUCUGCGAGGAAACCAUAAGUGUGUGGAAAAUGUUUCAAGGCAGAAUUGCCCAGUGUGUAUGGAGGAUAUUCACACGUCCAGGAUCGGAGCUCAUGUUCUUCCGUGUGGCCAUCUUUUACACAAGACCUGCUUUGGUGACAUGGUCAGAACAGGAGCAUAUCGCUGCCCUCUGUGUAUGCACUCUGCUUGGGACAUGAAGGACCACUGGGAACAGAUGGACGAAGAGAUAGUUCUGUCACCAAUGCCCGCUGAAUACCAAGGUGCCACUGUCAAAGUUAUAUGCAACGACUGCCAAGCCCACUGCACAGUGCCUUUUCAUGUUUUGGGGAUGAAGUGCAACGGCUGUGGCUCCUACAAUACAGCACAGGACGGAGGACUCAUCCAGCAGCCUCAGCAGGAGCAGCAGCCAGAGCAGGACACUGACAACGAGGCAGAAACCGACAGAGAGCCAGAGCAACAAGAUCCACAUGAGUCACCUACAUCACAUUAACACUAUGAGCCAAACUCAAGUGGACGACAUCUAUACUUCUGACAUUUGCCUGAUACACUCAGCUGUAGUAACUUAGUGUUGAGUGUAACACUGUUAUUAGGUUGUACAUAUACAUAUUAUCUAUUUUCUGUACCUGAGUAAGCGCUUCUCCCAGAAUACAGUAGGUGAAAUGAUGAGGACACCCUGGACAGUUCAGCAGUCUAUCACAGGACCACUUCUUCAUCAUCCACUGAAAAUGUAGAACCAUCUGACAUUUGACCAGCAUGUUUUUAGAGUUUUACACAGCUGAGUUAUAUCCCUAUGAAUGUGUUGCAUUUGGGGACUGUGCCAUACAACCUACUUAAAUUCGUUCUAUAAAAUGGUGUGAACAAAUGUUUCUGUUUGUUUUACACAACGCCUGUGGAACUUUGCAGUAAUAAUAAUAACAACGUAAAAUAAUAAUAAUACUACUGAAACUAAUAAAAGUAGCAUAAAUUUAACAGGAUUUACAAUAUAGUAAGUUGGCAAAUUAUUUAAAUUAAAGAUUAAGCAAAAAAAGCAAUAUUCACAGGGCAUCAUGAGGUGGACUUGAAGCAUUUAAAUUAAUGUUAAUUUCCAUACUUGUCUUCAGAUUGUAACUUUGAGUUAUGGUUAGCUUAAAAAUAAUCUUGAAUAAUAUUUAUUUACGUCUUCAGAAGUCCAGUAUGUAAAUAAAUGUAAUUGAAAUUUCAAUUAUUUAUGAAUGAACCUCUAACCAGGUUUUUCAUUUAAGCAAGACAAGCAGAUUACAGUAUUGCUUUGGAAUUAUGUUCUUACACCAUCUUGUUUGUUGCGUUUAACUAAUGUGACAUCUACAUCACACACGGCUUCUUACUGAUCAUAAACAAACAGGUAUCAUCAUCAAUUUCCUGUACGACUGCUGAGACCAAUUAAUGUAUCUUUACCAUGACUAAUACAUGCUCCCAUUAAACAAAAACAUUUUAUGAAA